This is a messenger RNA of Verticillium nonalfalfae, 786 nucleotides long. RefSeq lists its product as uncharacterized. The transcript is spliced from 4 exons. Lineage: Eukaryota; Fungi; Ascomycota; Sordariomycetes; Glomerellales; Plectosphaerellaceae. Bases 1 to 786 code for a protein of 261 amino acids. The record is from RefSeq and is a predicted model, not a curated record.
AUGCUGGCCUACGAUACUCUCAUUCUCGGCUUGGGCCUCUUUGCCGGACUUGCUGGAGCUGUGGGCGAGUCAAAAGGCGGCGAACUAUACUUCAUGUACAAGGCGUACCGCAUGGACGUCGAACUAUUUGACGUUGGCGAAUGGGGAAGAUCGAAAAAUGAUGAUAAGUUCAUCUACUCAAAGCUGAACUUGGUAGAUGUCAUGGGCAAGGCCAAGCCUGCGGAGUUCUGGUACCCAGACCCCAAUAGCGAAACACCAAAGUUGAUACAAGGCGACCGAUACAGCUUCGAAAAUUCGCUGGCAUCGACAGGGUUCAUUGCUCAACACCAGAUGACCCGCCAAUCUACCAUUGCAGCGCCUUACAUCACGGAUAUGAUUGAGGGCUUGAAGUGGGCCAAUCAUGGGCGCCGCAAGGAGGAAGCUGAUCGCCACUUAAGAAUGGUUCAAGACUACAUAAAGGCAGUCAAGAAAAUCGACCCUCAAGCUAGCGACAAGUGGGUGAUAACCAAGCCAACCAAAGCGGUCAGACCGCCAGCCAAAAUCGGCAGCUGGGGGGAGCUCGAUACCAAGGAGAGCUACAAGGCAAUGAAAAUCUCGAAAGAUGGACGGGCUGCUGUUAAGGAGCUCAACAAGACCUACGUGAAGGACUACAGAAAUGAUGGUUCAGAGGAAUCUCACGCAAGGGUCAUCGCGUACACAAAGAAUGUCCGGGAUCAGCUCAUCGCAGCGACGCGGCCGCCUUGCACUGGUAGUUGCGGCAUUUGUCACCCAAGCAAUGCUCUCUAA